UGUUCCCGCCCCCUCGCCGACUCUUUCGGGCCUCUCUUCGCUGUGGCAGCUGCGGCGCCGCUCGCCGUCUCAGCCCCGGCCUUUCUGCCGCAGCCGAAGCCUCCUCCUCAUCUUCCUCCAUCUCCUCCAUCUCCAGCUCGCCUUGCUCGGCUCGCCGCUGGUCUGUUCCCGAAGGGGAGAUCUCAGGCCUCCGACCGCCAUGUCCCGCUAUACGCGGCCUCCCAACACCUCGCUCUUCGUCAGGAACGUGGCGGACGCCACUAGGCCUGAGGAUUUGCGCCGUGAAUUUGGUCGAUAUGGCCCUGUAGUAGACGUAUACAUUCCGCUUGACUUCUACACAAGACGCCCACGAGGAUUUGCUUAUAUACAGUUUGAAGAUGUUCGUGAUGCAGAAGAUGCUCUUUAUAACCUCAAUAGAAAGUGGGUAUGUGGCCGGCAAAUUGAAAUACAGUUUGCACAAGGGGAUCGCAAAACCCCAGGUCAGAUGAAGUCAAAAGAACGUCGCCAGUGUUCUCCAAUGGAUUACAGAAGAUCAAGAAGCCGUAGCCGAAGGAGGACACGUAGCCGAAGUUCAUCAUGGGGCUGGAGUAGAAGACACUCUGACAGCUUUAAAGAGCAUUCCAGCUCACCAAGACGAUCAAUCACACCUCAAAGAAAUUCUACCUCUCGAGGAAGAUCACGAUCAAAAUCAAUGCAGAGAUGUUCAAAAUAUGCUGAGAAAUCGCCAUCCAGCUCCCACCGAAGACGUUCUACUUCAAGGACAAAGUCACGCUCACAUCCAAAGCGCUCAGGUUCAGUUACCAGAUCGCUGUCUAAAUCUCCACGGAAACAUGCCAAUUCCAGUUCUCGCUCUAGAAGUUUCUAUCAGAGAAAUAGUAACCAGUAUUGCAGUACAGUUGUGUCAGUCUGCCAGAAAUAUGGAGAUGCUGAUGGAUCAGAUUUUCCAUUCCACCUAUGCAACUCAUCCCCCUCCCCCUGAAAUUUCCAAGCAAGAUUUAAGAGGAGAUGAGCAUGCAGAAGUGAGUAAAAAUCAAAGUAAAAUUACAUGUAAUUCAGUGCUUAAAUGACAGAUCUGUCCUUGGGAUAAGAUUAAGUGUUCCAAUAAUUUGGUUUUUUACAUUGUUUAUAUUAAUAAUUUUGCUGCUGUUGCCCUUAUUUUAAUUGGCACUAUUUGGUGUCUUUUUGGUGAUACCAAAAUUUUAUUUGAGGACAACCAUUCAUGUAUAUUCUUAUGACAAGUAUGUUUUAAGAAACAAAAAUUGAUAGGCAGGCACUGCAACUCAAGUUGUAAAGCUUCUUUCAAUUAAACCUUGUCUAUGUUUCUCUAAAGCAUGUUAACAGUGUAAAUGAGGAUACUUGUAUAACAUAUGGAGAUACAUGUAUGAUAUAAGGUAGUAGAAGUCUAACAUUUGUCAUUCUUAAGUUCAUAUUUAAAACUGAUUAGAUCUGGCAAUUUUACUUUAGACUUAUUUUAAAAGAAAGCAAUACUCUGGAAUUUUCUGGAAUUAAAAUUAUGAAUUUACAUGAAUGCAUUGUAACAUUGCAUUACAUUAGAUCUCACUUCUGUUAUCAGAUGGAGGUGAAUUUCAGGAAAUCAUUAUUUUCCCUUAAAUGAUAAAAUAUGGUUGAACAUUGGCUUUCUAGAUUGAAUGUGGCAUGUGAAAGGGUGUACAAGGACACCAGUGCAAAUAAAGUGCUAGAUCUUUGAUCAAUAAUAAAAUAAUUUGCCUGCAAAUAGAAAAAAAGCUUGAUAGUGAAAUGCCAAGUCUAGAUUUUUUAUUCCUGGAUGGGCUGCCUCUGCUGCAAAAGUUUAAAACAAAACAUAAAUUUCAUAAUGUGAUUUACAUUUGCAGACUGAACUCGUGCAGUUCAUUUUCUCAUUACAUACUGCUAUUUUGUAGAAACAGCUUUUGCUCUUAUGCAGCAAUCUUUUGCUCUGCAACAUGAAUAAUGAUCACAUGAUUAAUUUGAUUGAAAUUAGUGCUUAUGGAAAACAGGUUUUUUAAAAGGAAAUAAUUAGAAAUAUAACAUAAUUUGAGGUUAUUGUAAUAUAAGUUGUUAAGCACAUGAUUUCCAUGUGUGGUUAAAUGUUUUUGUGAAACUCUUAACGUUUGUUGUGUAAAAUUUAUCACAUCUAUAUUUUCAAAAUAUCAUUGUAGUAGGUGAUCAGUAUAGAUGACACCAAGAAGCAUUUUAAAUUCUAAGCCUAUAAUAUGAUUUAACAGUUAAGCGACUCAGUAUAAAGUCAUUAUUAGCGUGUUUAACUCAAGUAACAGAGGGUAUUCUAAUUUUUUUAAAAUGUAUUUUACAAUAUAUGACACUUUGCAUUGUGUAGUAAUGUUUGGAAAUUUACUAUUUGUUUUUUAAAUGUAUGGUAACUGUGAUGUCUGUUACAUGGUACAAGCACUGCAUUGUAUUAAAAUAAUUGUAGCGGCAGUAAAACUACAUUUCAUGAGCAAGUGUUGAGAGUAUCAUUGUUAUUUCAUAACUUAAGAUAUUUCAAUAAAAUACAUGCAGUUUU
Molecule: messenger RNA, 2521 nt
Organism: Thamnophis sirtalis
Lineage: Eukaryota; Metazoa; Chordata; Lepidosauria; Squamata; Natricidae
Source: RefSeq, a predicted model, not a curated record